This is a messenger RNA of Paramecium sonneborni, 1774 nucleotides long. NCBI's taxonomy places the organism in Eukaryota, Ciliophora, Oligohymenophorea, Peniculida, Parameciidae. The record is from the annotation of a GenBank genome assembly.
AUGAAAAGUGUCAUAGCAUUAGUAAAAUAAUUCUUUAAUCGUAUAGCUUAAUAAAUUUAAUUAUCCAAAGAGACAAAUCCACCAUUUUAGUGAGAUUUAGGAUGGAAUUUUAUUUGCAUAGUUAGAAGAUGAUUUGUAUUUAAUAUCCUCCAAAUUUUAUUAGUUUUAAUUGUGAUUUGAAAAAAGUAUUAUGGAACUAGAUUAUUAAUAGUUUAUAAAGGAUAAGAAGAAAUCAUAACCUUUAAAUAAAAGAAUUUGUUGAUAAAACCACUAUUUAUGAUUGCAAUGAAGAAUUAACUAAUUUUAUCAAAUAUUUUCUUGAAACCCUUUUUUAUACAAGAAAAGAUGAAUUCAUUUACUUUAUGAAAUAAUGUCUUGAUCAGUAACAAGAAGAAAUAGCUUAGUUUAUUUAAAGUGAUUUUUAGGAACUCAAUAGUUUAUAAGAUUGUGGUUAAUUGGAAUAUCAUACAACAAGUACAAUUAUAUCACUAGAAGAGAAUUUAUAUAGUAAAGAUAAUAUUAUUACUUAAUAAACUAAAUAGAUUGAAUAAAUGAAAAAUGAUUAUCAAACUAAAUUUAUUGAAAUGCACCAUUAAAUUGUGGAGUAGGCAGAUAUAAUAGAGAAAAUGGCUUGUAAAGUUAAGUUUUUCUUAGAUAAAGUCAUUUGUAAUGAUUUUGAAGAAGCAUGGUUUAAAUUUUAAGAAUUUAAAGAAGAUUUAGAAAAAAAUAAACAAUAAAUUGAAGAUCUUAAUGCUUUACUCAAAGUUUAAGAAGAAGAAAUAUCGAAAAAAAGAAAAAAAAAUUAAAAAUUAAAGUCUUAAUUAUCUUCUAAUUAACCUACAGAGAGAGCAUUUGAUUAUGAAAUAUCAGAACCAAGGGAUUCUUUAGAAACAAAAACUAAUGAAUUACUGAAAAAGGAAAUUUUAGUCUAUAAGGAAGAAAAUCUUAAACUUUUAACUAAGUAAACUUAUUAUGAAUAAGAAAUACAUAAAUACAGAAAAAAAUUAUAUGAAUAUGAAUAAGAAACAACUUCAUAUAAAAAAAAGAUGGAAAAAUAUAAGAAUGAGUUAGAAGAAUGUUUAAAUUCAAACUAAUAAGAAAAAAAAAAUUACUUAGAUAAUUUGAGAUCAUAAGGAUUGUUAUCUUCUAAUAAUAGUUAGAUUCUUGAAUUAGAAUAAAAGCUUUGGUUAUCACCAAAAUCAAAUUGUUUUGAAAUUAACUAAUCUUUGAAUAAAUUUGAUCAACCUAUGAAUUAAUCUUUCAAGAAUUCUGAUGAAACUAAUUUAGCAAGACUUUAAUUACAAAUAACAGAAAAAAAUAAUAAAAUUGCCACUUUGGAGAGAUAAAUUAAUUUAAUGUAACAUGGUUCACAUUCAAGAGGAAAUUCUUUGACUAAGUUUAAUUAAUUACAAUAGGAAAGACAUGUAGAAUAAUCUACUUUAUUAGAAGUAAAUAAUUUUUAUGAUUCUAGAAUUUAAGAUUUUAUAUAUAAUAUUCAUAAAAAAAAGACAAAGAAGUUAAAGAAAUUAAAGAAUAAUAAAAUGAAAAUUUCUUAGAAAUAUGUAAAUAAUUAAUUAAAUAAAAUGAUUAAAUUUAGAAAUUGAAUUCCCUAAUUUUUGAACAUUAAAAUGAAGAGCUGAUGAAAGAAAAUACUCAAAACAUAAAUGAAGAUGAUGAAUAAAACCAGAAUCAAUUUUAUCUCUAAGCUUUAAAUGAUAAAGAUGAAUUAUUAAAAUUAAUCACUUCAAUAUUCUAUGAAAAUGUUAAAAUUUGA